Lolium perenne is the source of this 981-nucleotide messenger RNA. The record is from RefSeq and is a predicted model, not a curated record. Lineage: Eukaryota; Viridiplantae; Streptophyta; Magnoliopsida; Poales; Poaceae.
AUGGCUUCUCCGCAGCCGCGCGGUUCCUCUACCGCAGCUUCUUCAUUCUCCGGCGAGCCGGCGCCGUCCUGCGCGGAUCGCGUCGCCGUCAACCCCUCCUCCCGCGUCGCCAAGGACAGCAAGCGGCGCCGCCGCCACGGAGGUGACGACGACGACUCCCUCGCGCGCAAGAAGCAGGCGGUUCCGCGCGUCGCUUCUGCGGUCGCGCACCUCUCCUGCGCCAGGAUCAGGCCGUUCGUGCACGCCUCGCGCCCGAAGCAACACACCCCGGUCAGUGACGCGCAAGCCGCAAUCACGAAGCAAAACACCGUCGAGGGCAUAUCUUGCUCCAAGAAGAUCGAGCCGGCGGUGCCGGCCUUGCAGCCGAGAGUGGCGGUGCAGCCGUCCGGCCUCAUGGUCAAGGAUAAGCUGAAGGUCCCCUGCGCCGGCGUCGUCCGCAACGACGGCGUGAUCAAGACGAAGCAUGAGGCAGGCAAGCGGGUCCAAUCGACUUCGACGACCAGCAUCCCGCCGCUCUCUCGCCCGGCGUCGGUGAUGAAGGUCCGCAGCGCCGGCGUGGUCAAGACGAAGCAACUGCCAGGCAAGCGAGUCCAAGCGACUUCCACGACCAGCAUCCCGCCGCUCUCUCGCUCGGCGUCGGCGAUGAAGGUCCGAAGCGCCGGCGUCGUCCGCAAGGAGGCGCCUAGCCUGAUCAAGACGAAGGAGGCCAACUUGAGCGUCCAAGCAACUGCCGCGAGGAGCAUCCCGCAUCCGGCGCCCGCGGCGAACCAUCUGGAUCCUCACGCCGCGCAGGACGCGCUGCGCGCGGCCCUUGCCGCCGCUCAUCAAGCUCGGGAGAGGCGGCAGCAGAACGUGUACCGGGAACAGAGAGAGCAGGCUCGGCGAGAGAUGGACAAGGUGGUGCAGACUGUCUUCUUCAACGACCCCUCCCUCACUCUCGACAACACCAUCAAAACCCUGAUGGCUUCGUCUUCGUCCUGA